Molecule: messenger RNA, 1467 nt
Organism: Oryzias latipes (Japanese medaka)
Lineage: Eukaryota; Metazoa; Chordata; Actinopteri; Beloniformes; Adrianichthyidae
Gene: elob
Product: elongin B
Biological process (GO): transcription elongation by RNA polymerase II
Cellular component (GO): VCB complex; elongin complex
Molecular function (GO): protein binding
Source: RefSeq, a predicted model, not a curated record
AUUACGUUCAUGUCAUUGAGCAACUUCCGCUCGCGGUGCAGUCUGGGUCUCGGCUACACAACUAACAGGCUGGCGUAACUUGGGGGGCUAGCUGCACGUUUGAAAUGGAUGUGUUCUUAAUGAUUCGGCGUCACAAGACCACAAUCUUCACAGAUGCCAAAGAGUCUACCACUGUCUAUGAGUUAAAACGAAUUGUUGAAGGAAUUUUGAAAAGAGCACCUGACGACCAGCGGCUCUACAAAGAUGAUCAGUUGCUGGAGGACAACAAAACUUUGGGGGAUUGUGGAUUUACUAAUCAGACCGCCAGACCUCAAGCGCCAGCUACAGUGGGUCUAGCUUUCCGUUCAAAUGAUGACAUGUUCGAGCAGCUGCACAUCGAGGCCUUCUCUAGUCCCCCGGAACUGCCCGACGUGAUGAAGCCCCAGGACUCUGGUAGCACUGCCAAUGAGCAAGCAGUGCAGUGAUAGCGGGACGGAGACUCCGGCGUCAGAGGGGACGGACAGGAGUUGGUCUGUGGAUCAACUGCAGAGAAGAAGUAGCGGGGUGGUUUGAAAUGUAAUAUAACUUAAUUUGAAAGAUGGAGGGGUAUAUCUAUGUUGCAUUCAUGCUGUCACAUCAAUCCACCCCUCCCUUAUUCACAAUAGUUUUCCCCUUAAACUCUGGGUUUCCCAUCACUUCCAGUCAUGCUCCAUGAAAUAGCUGUUAAGCACCAUCAGGCUCAAAGCCCUGACUGAAGAAGUUGUUUGAGUGACUUUGUUCAUUUAUUAUAAUUAUUAACAUUAAAGAUUUUGGAAAAGGUGGAGUUGUCACGGUGCUUUCGAAGCAAUGCGCAUGGGUGAAAGUUCAGUGUUUGAGUUGGCAAGCUGCAUGAACAACUUCCAAACAAAGGCUUUAUUUUCUCAUAAACAGACCUGCCAUUGAUUCCUUUACGGACAGUUUAUUUUUUAAUGUACAUUUAUAAUUGGAUUCCAUACAAAGACAGAACUUCUUAAGCCCCUCUUGGUUGUUUCUCCUCUUCCAUUUUUAUUUUCUGUCUUUUGUUUUGUGUGUGUUUUGUGCACUGAGAUGAAUGGCAGGUACUUCACGGACAGCAAAACGAAGUCUGUGCAGCAAACACGUUUCAUAAUCUGUCAUUUUGUAAAUAUCUGCAUAACUGUCCACCCCCCCCCCCACCCCCACACACAAAUGGCUUGUAACUGUAAGCUUACUGAAUAAAAGUGUUUUUUUUUUUUUUUUCUCACUUGAUUUGAGAUGUAGAUCUAAUUCUGUGCAUGUCAUAAGAUUUAUGUUAGAAAAAGAAAAAUACUUUCCCCUCCAAAGCAGACACGGGUGGAGAUAUUUUUUUAAUUUGUCACAUUUUUUGCUGUUCUUUGUCAGAAACAUAAAUCACAAAAUUGCAUUUAUUUCUUAGGACGAAGUCUACUUUAUUGUCUGUUUUUCAAUAGACUUAAUAAAGAAGGAAAUGAA